This is a messenger RNA of Prunus armeniaca (apricot), 2640 nucleotides long. NCBI's taxonomy places the organism in Eukaryota, Viridiplantae, Streptophyta, Magnoliopsida, Rosales, Rosaceae. The record is from the annotation of a GenBank genome assembly.
AUGUUAAUAUGUUAUAGGUAUGAAACCUUGCUCAUCAAAGAUAUAAUCGAUGUGAUAUGGAAAAGAUUACGUCCUACAUCGUUCACUUCUGUGGAGAACUCAGUUGGAUUAGACUCAAGUAUGAACUCAAUUGAUUUAUUGUUAGGUGCAGGGGUCGAUGAUGUUCGCUUUAUAGGGAUAUGGGGUAUGGGUGGGAUUGGUAAAACAACUAUUGCCAGAGUUGUUCGCGAGAGAAUCUCUCCUGAAUUUGAAUUCAGCAUAUUUCUUGAGAAUGUCAGUGAUAAUGUUCAAAAAGGUGGUCUAAUAUCCCAACAAAGAGAAAUUCUUUCAAGGAUAUCGAUGAAAACGAUUGACAUAUUUGAUGUUCAUGAAGGAUCUACGAUGAUUAGAAGAUUACUUCAUCACAAAAAGGUUCUUCUCAUUCUCGAUGAUGUGACGAACUCAGACCAUUUAGAUUAUUUGGCUGGAAAGCAAGAGUGGUUUGGCUCUGGGAGUAGAGUUCUUAUUACAACUAGAAAUGAGCAUUUGUUAGUUGAACAUGGAGUGGAGAGAAGAUUUCACGUCAAAGGUCUAAAUCAUGAUGACGCUCUUAAGCUUUUUAGUUGGAAAGCCUUUGGAAAAGACCACCCUGAAAAAAUUAUAUUGAUUUGUCUAGCUGUGUUUGCGUUGGGUAAACUAAGGGAUCUUUGUAACACAGUUUUGGGGACACUUCAAAUAAGUUACGAUGAUCUAGAUGACAAGGAGAAGAAAAUUUUCCUUGACAUUGCGUGUUUCUUUAACGGGGAGAAAAAAGAUCGAGUUAUAGAAAUCCUAGACAGUUGCGGCUUUUGUGCAAAGAUGGGUCGUGAAAUAGUCAAUCGAGAGUGUCUUGAUGAGCCAGGAAAUCGCAGCAGGUUGUGGUGCCAUGAAGAGGCCAAGCAUGUGUUGAGCAAAAAUACAGGAACAGAUGCAGUAGAAAGUAUAACCAUGGACAAAACUGGGCCAGUGGUGCACGGGGAUGCUAAAUGCUUUUCAAGGAUGAAGAAACUGAGACUUCUCAAUCUCGCUAAUGUGAACCUCUCUAAUGAUCUUGAAUAUCUCUCUGAUAAUUUACGAAGUCUUGAAUGGGCUGGGUAUCCUUCAAAAUAUUUCCCGUCACAUUUCAACCCAGAGAAACUACUAGAACUUAACAUGUGCCAUAGUCACAUUGAAUCUUUUUGGACGGGUGUUAAGGUUGACCCAUCCCUUGGAAUGCUUGAAAGAAUUACUCAGGUAAACUUGAAGGAUUGCGAAAGUCUUGUGCAUCUUCCAAGAAGUGUGUAUGGCUUAAAAUCUGUCAAAGUUCUUAAUCUCUCUGGCUGCUCAAAGCUCGAAAAGUUGCCCAAAGAGUUGGGCAAUGCGGAGUGUUUGGAGGAGCUUGAUGUGAGUGGAACUGCCAUAAGACAACUGCCUUCCUCCAUUGUUCGGUUGAAAAGCCUCACAGUAUUAAACUUUCGUGGAUGUAAAGGACCAUCACCUAAAUUUUGGAAUUUGCUCUCCCUUUUUCAGCUAUUUCUCUCCCUUUUUCAGCGAUUUCUAAUAAGAAGUCGCGUUCCCACGCCUUUGUUGCUGCCUUCUCUAUCUGGUUUGGUUUCCUUAAAAAAACUUACUCUAAGUGAUUGCAAUCUCUUGGAAGUCCCUAAUGACCUUGGCUGCUUGUCCUCAUUAACCGACCUAGAUCUCAGUAGAAACCAGUUUGUUAGCCUACCCAACAGCAUCUCUCUACUUUCUAGACUUCAAUUUUUUAACUUGGAGUAUUGCGAGAGGCUUCAAGAAUUGCCAGAGGUUCUACAGACAGUAAUAGCAGUUGUUGAUAACUGUAUUUCAUUAGAAAGAAUUGCCAGAGGUUCCACAGAAAGGUGCAAGUUGCUGUUACGGACACAAUGUAUCAACUGCUUCAAAUUUGCGGAGAUGCACGAUUUUAGGAGUUUGGUAUUUACAUUACUGGAACAAUACGUUGGGGAAGUCCCUAUUACUCAAGACGUAUUUCAAUUUGUUGUUCCUGGAAAUGAAAUUUCCGAGUGGUUCAAUCAUAAAUCUGCUGAAUAUAUAUACAAUGAGGAGUGGUUCAAUCCUCAAAGUGUGGAGUAUCCAUUAAGUGUGCAGCUAUGUCCAGGUUGGUUUACUGAAAAAUGGAUGGGAUUCGCGGUGUGCAUUGCUUUUGCAAUCCAGGAACGAUCACCUAAUUGCGACCAUGCUCUUAAGUACCCUAGAUAUGAUUACAAUUAUACACAUAUUAUUACUUGCAAAGUGGACAUCAAUGGAAAGGAGAUGACGGCACGUAGGCGUCCAUUUGUGUUUCUCAAUGCAGAGUUGGGCCAAGCUGUGUCUGAUCACCUUUGGGUACUCUUUUUUCCUCGUCACUUUCCUCAGUUGUGGAAGGGUAUCAGCGAUCAGGUUAAAUUGCCUUCUGGCACAGAGUGGUGGCAAGGUAUAUUUGGUCAGAUUACAUUUUCAAUUACGUCCAGAGUUGGCCAUGGAGUAAUAGUGAAGCAGUGUGCAGCUCGUCUGGUGUACGAGGGAGACUUGGAAGAGCUUGACCCAAGAUUUAGCCACCGGACCCGAAGCAAUGUCAGUAUUUCUGAGGUGGAUUUAUCACUAGUGGAUGCAAGUAGCAACUAG